CAAUGGGGCUUUGCAUGUGAACAAGAGAAUAGACAGAGAUGAGUCCUGUCGGGGCAGCGGCGACUGCCUUGUUGAGCUCAAAGUCAUCGUGGAAAACCCUUUGGAAAUACAUUAUGUAGUUGUAGAAAUCACCGACGUCAACGACCACUCUCCUACUUUUAUUCAAAAAGAGCAAACGUUUGAAAUAGCAGAGCACACGCUGCCAGGGAAGAGAUUCCAGCUGCAUGCAGCACAUGAUCCUGACGCAGGGAUGAACUCCAUACACGCAUACACUCUGACAGCAAAUGAACAUUUUGAAAUUGAUCUACGGCAAAGCGAUGAGGAUAAAAUUCCGUUUUUGGUCCUAAAGAAAUCUCUGGAUCGGGAACAAAAGGAAAAACACUGGCUGCUGGUCACAGCGGUGGAUGGAGGUAAACCUCCACGAUCAGGCUCUCUAAAUGUGUCCAUUAUUGUCCUCGACAGCAAUGACAAUAGACCCAUAUUUAGUCAAGAAAUAUAUCAAAUUACUAUCGCUGAAAAUGUUCAAAUUGGCACUUCAAUAUUUAAAAUGAACGCAACAGAUCCAGAUGAAGGCACGAAUGGAGAAAUUGAUUAUAGUUUUGAAAAAACAUCAAAGAAAAAUGUGUAUAGUAAUUUUGAAAUAGAUAAAUCAUCUGGAAUUAUUAAGGUAAAAGGAAUAAUUGACUAUGAAAAUACAGAUAUUUACAAGCUUGACAUUGAGGCAUCGGAUAAAGCAAUACCUCCACUGACAGGUGAGUGUCGAGUCAUUAUAAAGAUAAGAGACAUUAAUGAUAAUCCACCAACAAUAGAAGUAACAUCAUUGUCUAAUAAAGUACCUGAAGACUCUAAGCCUGGUACAGUUAUUUCCCUCAUUAGUGUGAAGGAUGAAGACUCAGGUGUGAAUGGUAAAAUUAUUUCCACCAUCAUAAAUGAUGUCCCUUUUGAAUUAAAGCCUUCCUACAAGGAAAACAUAUAUUCAGUUGUCACUAAAGAAUAUUUAGACAGAGAGGAGGUGUCACAUUAUGAAAUCACGAUACAAGCAACUGACUGUGGUGAGCCUCCUUUAUCAACGUUUAAAACUCUCAGCAUUCAGAUAUCAGAUGUUAAUGAUAACAGUCCACACUUUGAAAAGAACCCGCUUGAGUUCUACUUGAUUGAGAAUAAUGUGGCUGGUAAUUCUAUUUUUUCUGUAAGUGCCACAGACAAAGAUCUGAAUGACAAUGCAGCUAUUUCUUAUCACAUUGUGAGAGAGGGCCGUCACAAUGACAUCAUGUCUUUCCUCAACAUUAACUCUGAAAAUGGACAAAUAUCGGCUCUAAAAAGUUUUGACUUUGAGAUGCUGAAAAGUUUCCAGUUCCAAGUCGUGGCCACGGACGGUGGAAGUCCUCCACUGAGCAGCAACGUGACAGUGAAGGUGUUCAUUCUGGAUCAGAACGACAACGCUCCAGUCAUCCUGUAUCCAGUCAGCUCCAACGGUUCUGCUGAAGGUGUGGAGGAGAUUCCCCGCAAUAUGAAAGCAGGAGACUUGGUGACUAAAGUCCGAGCCUAUGAUGCUGAUAUAGGAUAUAACGGCUGGUUACUGUUUUCAUUGCAGCAAGUCACUGCCCACAGUCUCUUUACUUUGGACCGCUAUACGGGCCAGAUCAGAACACUUCGCUCCUUCACAGAGACGGACGAGGCUGAGCAUGGACUGCUCAUACUGGUCAAAGACAACGGCAACGUUUCCCUGUCAGCAACAGCUACUGUGACUGUCAAACUUGUGGAGCCCAAAGAGGCUUUUGCAGCUUCUGAUGUCAAACGUGCAGCAGCAAAAGUGGAGGAGGAGGACCACAAUGUGACUUUUUACCUCAUCAUCACUUUGGGCUCGGUCUCGCUGCUUUUUGUCAUCAGCAUCAUCGUGCUGAUCGCCAUGCAGUGCUCCAAAUCCACAGAGUACACUUCCAAAUAUCUCCAAGACGCUAAUUAUGAUGGGACACUGUGUCACAGCAUCCAGUACAGAUCAGGAGACAAACGCUACAUGCUAGUUGGACCCAGAAUGAGUAUAGGUUCUACUAUAGUCCCGGGCAGCCACGCCAACACUCUGGUGCUCCCUGACAGGAGACACACUUCUUCUGGGGAGGAGCGCCGAAUAAGAAGAACUGGAAGAAGACUGAUAAAAAUGUCUUGGACGCGCCCUCUGCUUUUUUCUCUCCUGCUUUGUUACGGGGAGCUGAUUGCUGCACAGCUGAAAUAUUCCAUUCUGGAAGAGGUGAAAGUCGGAUCUAUUGUUGGGAAUAUUGCCAAGGAUUUGGGCCUGGACGUCAGCUCGUUAACGAGCCGGAGGUUGCGCAUUGUGUCCGGCGCACAGGACGCGCUCUUUGAGGUAAACCCGGACAAUGGGCUUCUGUUUGUGCACAAACGCGUCGACCGCGAGCUGCUGUGCGACAGGAACACCGUGUGUGCGGUGGAUCUCAAAAUGGUCGUGGAGAACCCACUGGAGAUCCACUAUGUCAGCGUGGAGGUGGCAGAUGCCAACGACCAUGCACCCAGCUUCACCGAGAAAGGGAAGAUAAUAGAGAUAGCAGAAAAUACUUUAUCUGGUGCAAGGUUUCAGUUACCAGGAGCGAGAGAUCCAGAUAUUGGAAUUAAUUCGAUCCAGCGCUAUAAAUUAAAUCCGAAUGACCAUUUUCAACUUGAAAUUCGGGAUAGAGGGGAAGAUAAAAUUCCAUUUCUUGUUUUGCAAAGGCAGUUAGACAGAGAGCAGAAAAUUAAUCACAGCUUGGUUUUGUCUGCUAUUGAUGGAGGAUCCCCUUCUAAAUCUGGAACCAUAAAUGUGACAAUCACGGUGCUUGACAAUAAUGAUAACAGACCCAUUUUCUCUAAAGAGGUUUAUUCUGUUGUACUGCAAGAAAACGCCGCAUUAGGCACCACGGUAAUUAAAGUACAAGCUACUGACUUGGACGAAGGAACUAAUGGGGAGGUGGAGUAUGAAUUUGGAGGGGACAUGAAUGCAGAAGUGAUGCGUCUUUUCAGUCUGGAUAAACAAUUAGGAGAAAUUCGAGUCGAAGGACAAAUUGACUUUGAGACAUUUGAUGUUUUCAAGUUAGACGUGCAGGCGUCCGACAAAGGCCAGCCUCCUAUGACAACAGACUGCCGAGUCAUCGUAAAGAUUCAAGAUGUCAAUGAUAACAAACCAGAGAUUGAAGUGACAUCCAUCACCAGCACUGUCCCAGAAGACGCAAAACGUGGGACUGUGAUUGCUCUAGUCAGUAUCACUGAUGUUGACUCAGGUCCUAAUGGUAAAGUCAUCUGCAGCCUGACUGAAAAUGUACCAUUUGAACUAAAGCCGUCCUUUAAAGAAAACAUGUACUCAUUAGUGACUAAAGACGCAUUAGACAGAGAAACAAUAUCAAUGUAUGACAUUUCAAUAACAGCUACUGAUAGUGGUGAACCUCCUCUGUCUGCGGGCAAAACCAUCAGCAUCCAAGUUAAAGAUGUUAAUGAUAACAUUCCGGAAUUUUCACACAACCCCUUAGAGUUAUAUUUGAUAGAAAACAAUAAACCUGGUGCAUCAGUGUUUUCUGUCAAAGCAUUUGAUAAAGACAUGGACAACAAUGCUGCAGUGUCUUAUUACAUAGUCCGACAGGGAGGUCACGCUGAUAUAACAUCUUUCCUCAAUGUCAACUCUGAAAAUGGACAGAUAUCGGCGUUAAAAAGUUUCGACUUUGAGACGCUGAAAAGUUUCCAGUUCCAAGUCGUGGCCACGGACGGUGGAAGUCCUCCACUGAGCAGCAACGUGACAGUGAAGGUGUUCAUUCUGGAUCAGAACGACAACGCUCCAGUCAUCCUGUAUCCAGUCAGCUCCAACGGUUCUGCUGAAGGUGUGGAGGAGAUUCCCCGCAAUAUGAAAGCAGGAGACUUGGUGACUAAAGUCCGAGCCUAUGAUGCUGAUAUAGGAUAUAACGGCUGGUUACUGUUUUCACUGCAGCAAGUCACUGCCCACAGUCUCUUUACUUUGGACCGCUAUACGGGCCAGAUCAGAACACUUCGCUCCUUCACAGAGACGGACGAGGCUGAGCAUGGACUGCUCAUACUGGUCAAAGACAACGGCAACGUUUCCCUGUCAGCAACAGCUACUGUGACUGUCAAACUUGUGGAGCCCAAAGAGGCUUUUGCAGCUUCUGAUGUCAAACGUGCAGCAGCAAAAGUGGAGGAGGAGGACCACAAUGUGACUUUUUACCUCAUCAUCACUUUGGGCUCGGUCUCGCUGCUUUUUGUCAUCAGCAUCAUCGUGCUGAUCGCCAUGCAGUGCUCCAAAUCCACAGAGUACACUUCCAAAUAUCUCCAAGACGCUAAUUAUGAUGGGACACUGUGUCACAGCAUCCAGUACAGAUCAGGAGACAAACGCUACAUGCUAGUUGGACCCAGAAUGAGUAUAGGUUCUACUAUAGUCCCGGGCAGCCACGCCAACACUCUGGUGCUCCCUGACAGGAGACACACUUCUUCUGGGGAGGUAAGAAACACAUUUUGUGUAACAUAA
Molecule: messenger RNA, 4519 nt
Organism: Nerophis ophidion (straightnose pipefish)
Lineage: Eukaryota; Metazoa; Chordata; Actinopteri; Syngnathiformes; Syngnathidae
Product: protocadherin gamma-A5-like
Exons: 3
Coding region: 251-4519 (1422 amino acids)
Biological process (GO): homophilic cell-cell adhesion
Cellular component (GO): plasma membrane
Molecular function (GO): calcium ion binding
Source: RefSeq, a predicted model, not a curated record